GUCCCCGCCCACGAGCACGCGACGCCGGUGUGGGGUGCGGCCUGGUCUCUCUCUGAGACCCGCGCUCCCCCACGGCUCGCCUGGAUCUCCUACCCGCUGAGGGUGACCCCAGCCCGCCGGGGACUUUGAGGGGCACCGGGAGUCACCGAGCCCCCCGAUUAGUUUGUGGGGUUUCCCAGUCAGGGUUCGUGCGGAUAGGAGUAGACCUCGCUAGGGACCGGCCAGCUCCCUACAAGGACCCGCAGACGUCAAGAUUCCAGCACCGCAGACCGGGAACCUCUCCAACUUGGGCUCCCUCAUACCCCCGGACCCCUUUGGGGACCCCGGUUCCUUCCGGACCCCCCCCCCCCGGGGCCGGUCACGAGCGGCGCGUGUCCCGCGGUCACGCGCCGGGUCCGAGGGGUCCCCCCGACUCCGGAGCGCCGCGGGUUUCCGUCAUUCAUUGACCGGGACGCGGACUCUGCACCGCCUCCCUCGCUCGCUCGCUCCCUCCUCCUCCCCUGGCGAAGUAGCGGAGGCGGUCACACGGCACGAAGACGUCGUCUCGACAACAACAGCAGCAGCAUCAUCAGCAGCAGCAUCAUCAGCAUCAUCAUCAACACCACGCUCGUCACCCGACCACGGGGCGAUAAAAGCGCCUCGGCUCGGGAAGGCGUGGUGAGGAGACGCGCAGCUGUGGGGAGGGGGUCUCAAGUAGUCGGAGGACGAGUCUCCUCUGGAGAGGAAUUCAGUACUCACGGCGGGACCACGGGGACAUCACCGCCACCGAUACCAACAGCAACAACAACAGCUACAACAACAGCAGCAGCAGCCGCCAAUAGCCACACGCCGCGCUUGUGCCAGGCUAGGUGCGCUGUGAAUCCAGGGGAAGCGCCGACUACUCACUCACUCGAACAACCACCACUACCAACCACUACUACCACAACCACCACCACUACUACUAACAACCACUACUACCACAACCACUACUACCACCACCACUACUAACCACCACCACUACUACUAACAACCACUACGACUAACACCGCCACCACUACUACCACCACCACUACUAACCACCACCACUACUACUAACCACCACCACUACUACCACCACCACCAACGACCAUGGCCGAUCGCACCCCCUUGAGCGCCUCCACGAAGCUGUGCUACGCCGUGGGGCACGUGCUGAACGACCUGUGCGCCUCCAUGUGGUUCACCUACCUGCUCGUCUACUUCCACAACGUGCUGCGCUUCAGCAACGCGGCCGCGGGCGUGGUGCUCGCCGUGGGACAGGCGGCUGACGGCCUCUGCACGCCGCUCAUCGGCUACGAGUCGGACCGCUCGCUCGCAGCCUGCGCCUACGGACGCCGAAAGUCGUGGCACCUCGUGGGCACGGUCAGCGUGCUCGUGUCCUUCCCCUUCAUCUUCCUGCGCUGCUUCGGCUGCUCGGAAUUCACGCCCGAGUACGUCCAGCUGCUCUACUUCCUGCCGCUCGUCAUCAUCUUCCAGUUCGGCUGGGCGGCCACGCAGAUCUCGCACCUCUCCAUCAUCCCCGAGCUCGCCACCAACGAUGGCGAGAAGGUGGAGCUCACCGCGUACAGGUACGCGUUCACGGUGUGCGCCAACAUCCUGGUGUUUGGCAUCGCGUGGCUGCUCUUCCACUUCCAGGCCAACAAGGAGGACCUGGGAGCCGACCUUGGCCCCGAGGACGGCGCCAUCUUCAGGAACCUCGUUCUCAUCGUCGUGGCGAUCGGCGCCGUCUUCUCGCUCGUCUUCCACCUGGGGACCAAGGAGCAGCCGCCCCGCGGCGAUGGGGAGGGUGAGCGGCCCGACGAGGCGACCCCGCUGAUCCAGGGCGGCGUCGUGCGCUCCACCAUGCGCAUGAAGUGGAGCGAUUGGCUGAAGGAGCCAUCCUUCCACCAGCUGGCGCUGUUGUACAUGUGCACGAGGCUCAUCGUGAACCUGUCGCAGGCCUACAUCCCCAUGUACCUCACCGAGAGCCUGGAGCUCGACAAGAAUUACAUCGCCACGAUCCCGCUGGUGAUGUACGUGAGCGGCUUCCUCUCCUCCUUCCUCAUGAAGCCCAUCAAUCGAAUCGCCGGCAGAAAUAUGACCUAUUUCCUGGGCCUGGUGCUGGUGCUGGUGUUUGCCGACUGGGUGUGGCUGGGCGUGGGGGGCGAUGCCGUCUAUGGGGCGGCCGUGCUGCUCGGAGUAGGGGGCUCCACCAUCCUCGUCACCUCCUUGUCGAUGACGGCCGACCUCAUCGGGCCCAACACGGAAAGCGGCGCAUUUGUGUACGGAGCCAUGAGCUUCACAGACAAGGUGUCAAACGGCCUCGGAGUGCUGCUCAUACAGAACCUGCAUCCUUGCAAAGACGUGCCGUGCUGCGACCAGUGCAAGCCGUUCUACCGCACCAUCAUGGUGGCGGUGCCGGGCGGCGUCGCCGUGCUGGCGCUCAUCAGCCUCGCCCUCAUCGUCGCCAUUCCCAUCCGCGUGCGCAAAGGCUGCACGCCCCCCAUGCUGGAGAACGGCUCCGUCAACGUCCCCACGGAGACCGGCGGAGGCAGCGGUGACGAUUCUCAAUGACCCCCCCCCCAACUCCUUUCCCGUGUCCACAAUCCCGCCCCCCCCUCCUCAACCCCAUCUUCUGUCCCUCCUCGGGUAGGAGUGUAAGGGACUUGAGCCCGUGUCACUGGGACCAUAUGGACUAACAGGGACUAACAGGGACUAGGUGGGGACUCGCUCGAAUUGAGUGGAACUCGCCAGGACUCUCUGCGUGCAUCAGGACUGCAACUGUGACUGGGGAUCCGAGCGUCCACUUCAGCUCGUGGGGUCAGAGGUUGCCCAGGGAAGGUGAACCCUGACCCAGUUAGCUUAACUCCCCAUGCACCACCACGCCGUCGGUGUAUGCACGUUGAGCUUCUUUCUCACCCUACAUAGCCAGCCACGCUAAUCGGAGGUGGUGGAAUGCCCAGCUGGCUGGUGGUGGUGUGCCAAACUGGUUGGUGGUGGUGGAGUGCCAGGCCGGCUGGUGUUGGAUCUGUUCGCUGUCAGGAACCACUGCGCUGACCGCGGCGCGCGUCCUGAAGAAGAGGGGGAGCGAGUCUGUAAAUUGGCGUGCCUCUCGCUCUCCUCCGGUGUUCCGCCGCACGUCACUCCUCGAUCGUGGGGCGCGUGGUGGCGGUGUCGCGAUUUCUUGCCAAGGGACCUCCCCCCCCCGCCCCCCGCCUCUGUGAACCCCUCCCCCCCUCUGCCCCCCAAUGAAGCUCGGUUGGGCGGGGUGGGGGCCUAGCGAUGGGCGGUGGCGCUGCGCGUUUGCACAUUGUGAUUUGAGGUUGUUGUAAUAAAGGUGUCUGCACGUGCA
This is a messenger RNA of Lethenteron reissneri (Far Eastern brook lamprey), 3346 nucleotides long. It is a transcript of the gene MFSD12, whose product is annotated as major facilitator superfamily domain containing 12. Gene Ontology annotation, biological process: regulation of melanin biosynthetic process; carbohydrate transport; pigment metabolic process involved in pigmentation. Gene Ontology annotation, molecular function: symporter activity. NCBI's taxonomy places the organism in Eukaryota, Metazoa, Chordata, Hyperoartia, Petromyzontiformes, Petromyzontidae. Gene Ontology annotation, cellular component: plasma membrane. The record is from RefSeq and is a predicted model, not a curated record.